AUGGAUAUUCUACCAUGGACGUUUAUGUCUCGACAUGUUCAUCAAGCUUGUGCAGAUGGUCGUACUAAUGACAUUGAACAAAUGAUUCGUGAAGGUGCUGAUUUGAAUGAUGCUGACGAAGUUGGCAAUACGCCGUUAUGGCUAGCUUAUAUAAGUGGACAUUUGGAUACUGUCUUUGCGCUCUUGGAAUUCAAUGUGGAUAUUAAUCGAAGAACAGGAUCAAUCUUAGCGUCAGACUUCCAUCGAGCAUGCGGAUGGGCCGAUGAGGUUUUCAUCGAUAUUCUAUGCAAUUACAAGGCGAAUCUUAAUCUUACCGAUCGUUAUGGUAAAACACCGUUGAUCUAUGCGAUUGAGUAUCGUGCAUCAUUAUCUGAUUCGAAUGAAGAAGAUCUCAUUCGUUUGUUGAUCACUAAAGGUGCGAAUAUUAAUCAUGUCGAUAUGUCCGGAUUGACUCCGAUAUUCUACGCGAUAUAUCGUGGUAUACCUGCCAUCGUCAAGCUUUUGUUAACUUACGGAGCAGAUUAUACAUUUGAAAAUCUUCUGGGUUAUUCACCCUUUCGCUAUGCACUGGGUUGCUUGUCAUAUACUAGCCCGCAUGAGAGCGAAAUUUACCGGGGGCGUUUAGAUGUCGUCGAAAUUCUUCUCAAACAAUUUUCGACGAAUGAAAAUGAAUUGAGACAGACAAUUAUCGGAUGUACACCGAACAUUCCCUAUUUAUUUCCCUUAUUUGACUUUAUUUUCUAUUGUCGCAUGAAGACACUUGAUAGUUUAGAGAAAAUCGGGUGGAAAAUUUAUGAAGAAACCAAUUGGCCUUGUCCAACUCUUUACGGAAAUCUGUUGAUCAGUCAAAAUUUGAUUGUUUUCAAUCACAAUCUUGAACAUAUUAUCUAUUUUCUUCAACGAAUGUAUAUAGAAAACUAUCGAGAGUUAAUUCUAUUCUAUUUACAACGAGUCAUCAAAGAUAGAGAGUCGACGAAUCGAUUCGGACUGUUACUCUACUGCGCAUUAGUCGAAAUGGGUGGUACUCGUUCGUAUGUUGAUAUGUUAAAAUAUUUGCUUGAAAAUCAACGAAUUUAUCUGUUUAAACAACGUCGAGAAAUGAUCAAAACUAUUUUGAUCCUAUGUCAACAAGCACCAUUACGUCUCUCAGCAUUGUGUCGACGUAAAAUUCGUCAAGGUGUUCAGUCGUCGAUCGAUCGACGAAUCUCUCCGAAUGAAAUUUUACCAACAGAUCUUCAACGUUAUUUAAUUCUCGAUGAAUUAACUUUAUUUUCAUCGUCACCAUCGAAUAAACGAUUACUUUUAUUAAUUGAACAAUCUAUUUCCAUAUCGAACCAAACGUCGCAAUAA
Molecule: messenger RNA, 1350 nt
Organism: Adineta ricciae
Lineage: Eukaryota; Metazoa; Rotifera; Eurotatoria; Adinetida; Adinetidae
Source: the annotation of a GenBank genome assembly